Molecule: messenger RNA, 1521 nt
Organism: Neoarthrinium moseri
Lineage: Eukaryota; Fungi; Ascomycota; Sordariomycetes; Amphisphaeriales; Apiosporaceae
Exons: 7
Coding region: 1-1521 (506 amino acids)
Biological process (GO): transmembrane transport; carbohydrate transport
Cellular component (GO): membrane
Molecular function (GO): carbohydrate:proton symporter activity
Source: RefSeq, a predicted model, not a curated record
AUGUCAACUCAAGAUGACACCAUUCGGGCCCAUUGGCGGUGCUUCAUGGCAUGUGGUAUCAUGGUAUUGUCGCCUUUUCAGUAUGGAAUCGACUUUGGUUUGAUUGGUGGCUUCCAGGCUAUGCCAGGCUUUCUCGAAGUGUAUGGCUACAGAACAAACACGACAAAAAUCGGCUGGAAUAUCUCAACUACUCGUCAGCAGCUGAUAUCGUCCUUAAUGACGCUAGGUGCCUUUAUCAGUUCUGGCACCGCUGGUUUUAUUGCAGCUAAGCUCGGUAGAAGAGCGUGCCUUUGGCUUGCCUCUUUGCUGUGUAUUGUGUCAACAAUCAUCAUGAUGACCACUGACACUAUUGAGCCCCUUUACGUGGGCCGGUUUCUCAUCGGAUUGGCCAAUGGUUAUUUCAUGACCUUCUCGCAGCUCUAUAUACAAGAGUGUAGUCCUGCUAAAUAUCGAGGCCUCUUUCUGACCGUCUUCCAAUUUUGCACUUCAAUUGGCACGCUGAUUGGCACUGUUGUAGACUGGGCCACGCAGAAACGGCCUGAUAAGUCAGCGUAUUUGAUCCCCUUAGGGAUUAUAUACGUUUUGCCCGUCUUCUUGAGUAUCGCAAUGCUCUUCAUUCCGGAAUCACCGCGAUGGCUCCUCUUACAGAACCGAGUUGAGGAAGGCCGAAAGUCACUAACCUGGCUCCGACCUAAAGGGUUUGAAAUCGAAGACGAGAUCGUAGAGAUCCGAGCUGCGAUUGAUAAAGAACGCGAAAUGGGAGGAAGUGUCGGCGUCUUGGAUAUGUUCAAGAAUCCGAUUGACCGAAGGCGUACUGGGUUGUCAGUUGCCGCUGUCACGCUUCAAGCUGCGUCGGGAUCGAUGUUUAUUAUUGCAUACAAAGCCUAUUUCUUCACAAUGGCAAAUGUGUCAGAUGCCUUUGCGAUGUCCAUCGUUCUAAGCGUCACGGGACUUCUGGCCAUCUUCAUUAACUCUUUGAUUGUCGUUCGCUAUGGACGGCGUCGCGUCCUACUGAUGGGCGGGCUCAUCGGUUGUGGGAUUUUACAGCUGAUCAUUGCAAUCGUUUAUGACAAAAACCCGAAGGCCACUGUGACAGGUCAAGUCCUCGUGGCUCUGUCAUGUUUGUAUCUUAUGACGUACAAUGGUAUGAUAGCUAGCUACGCUUGGCUGUCGGGUGGUGAGCUGCCAUCCCAAAGACUACGCAGCUAUACAUUCGGUCUAGCUGCCGCCGUCGGCUUCCUCGGCGCAUGGAUCACGACAUUUACGGCGCCAUACUUCAUUAACCCCGAGUCUCUCAACUGGGGCCCUCGAUACGGGUAUAUUUGGUUCCCUUCGUGCGUUGUAUCUGCUUUAUGGGUCUUCUUCUUCCUGCCAGAGGUCAAAGGGCGCACACUGGAGGAAAUUGAUGAAAUGUUCGCGGCCAAGCUUCCAGCCCGUAGAUUCAGGUCGUACGUAUGUCGUGGUAUUGCUACUAGAAUUGAGAAGGAGAAAAUCACUGCAGACCACCAAGAAACUGCUUAA